Hermetia illucens (black soldier fly) is the source of this 7392-nucleotide messenger RNA. RefSeq names its product tyrosine-protein kinase Abl (gene Abl). Lineage: Eukaryota; Metazoa; Arthropoda; Insecta; Diptera; Stratiomyidae. Gene Ontology annotation, molecular function: protein binding; ATP binding; non-membrane spanning protein tyrosine kinase activity. Bases 414 to 4619 code for a protein of 1401 amino acids. Gene Ontology annotation, biological process: protein phosphorylation. The transcript is spliced from 8 exons. The record is from RefSeq and is a predicted model, not a curated record.
AUGUAGUGAAAAGGCAAACCAAAUAAUCGACGUCAAACAUGUCAGACAAAUUUGAUGGUGGAAAAGUGUCAGGGAAACAAUUGUGGUCGGUGUUCGUUGUAUAGAAUUGAUCCGCGGUUGCCGAAUGGAUUUCACAUAUCGAGAUCACAGUGUUCGAUUAACAAUUGGACGGCAAAACAUACACAUUUUAAUCAUGCUGUGAAGCGUAAAGGAAAUUCUUAAAGAUAAAUGCCGGACAUAGCUCCUUUGAUGCAUUCUAUCACCGCCUUUCACUUAUCUUUGAAUCUCCCAUAAAGGUGUUAUUAUCGCUUGCGGAUUUCCUUAUGCAUAUUAGUUUUAACAUAGAAUUCUGUGCCAGUAUUUUUUGGAAAAAUGAAGUGAUUGAGUCGAGUGUUUGGAAUUGCCUUUGAAGUAUGGGAGCCCAGCAGACUAAAGAGCGCUCUUCUGGUGGAGUGGGGCCUGGAGGUAUAUCUCCAGCUGGUGGUAGUAAUUUUGGGGCCGGAUCAACCCUUCGAGCAAGCCGUAUAAAGCCGCGGUCUCAGAAAGAAAGUCGGGGCACGGGAUCCAACAUUUUCACGGAGCACAGUGGUAAGCCUUGUCAAAAAGCGCUACUUCAGUCGCGACCACUUCCCAAUAUUCCGCCACCUGGAACAUCACCCGCUUUGACUGAUACUGAUAUCAUUCUACAAGACGGGUCAGUACAUGCGGCGCAGAAUUCAAAUCCUGGAACAGGUUCUCUAUCCGGUUUUGAGAGCGCACACCGUUGGACUUCGAAGGAAAAUUUGCUUGCUCCAGGACCAGAAGAAGAUGAUCCACAGUUGUUCGUAGCGCUAUAUGACUUUACAGCAGGAGGAGAAAAUCAACUGAGUUUGAAAAAAGGGGAGCAAGUGCGCAUACUGUCGUACAAUAAAUCUGGAGAAUGGUGUGAAGCACAUUCAGACUCUGGGAAUGUGGGAUGGGUCCCAUCAAAUUAUGUAACGCCGCUUAAUUCGUUAGAAAAACAUUCUUGGUAUCAUGGUCCGAUAUCUCGAAAUGCGGCAGAAUAUCUCCUUAGUUCCGGAAUCAAUGGUAGCUUCCUAGUUCGUGAAAGUGAAAGCUCCCCAGGACAAAGAAGUAUCAGUCUGAGGUAUGAAGGGAGGGUUUAUCAUUACCGCAUUUCUGAAGAUUCUGAGGGGAAAGUGUAUGUAACAUCAGAAGCAAAGUUUAACACGUUAGCUGAGCUAGUGCAUCAUCAUAGUGUACCACAUGAAGGGCACGGCUUAAUAACGCCGCUAUUGUAUCCUGCACCGAAACAAAAUAAACCAACGGUUUUUCCUCUCAGCCCUGAACCAGAUGAGUGGGAAAUUUGCAGAACAGAUAUAGUUAUGAAACAUAAGUUAGGUGGCGGUCAGUAUGGGGAAGUGUAUGAAGCUAUCUGGAAACGAUAUGGCAAUACAGUGGCUGUGAAAACACUGAAAGAAGAUACAAUGGCACUAAAAGACUUUCUUGAAGAAGCUGCUAUAAUGAAAGAAAUGAAACAUCCGAAUUUAGUUCAACUGAUUGGUGUUUGCACCCGGGAACCACCUUUCUAUAUUAUUACCGAAUUCAUGAGCCACGGUAACCUGUUGGAUUUUCUUCGAUCAGCGGGUCGUGAGACUUUAGACGCCGUAGCUUUACUUUAUAUGGCAACACAAAUAGCAUCGGGUAUGAGUUAUUUAGAAUCUCGGAACUAUAUUCACCGUGAUCUGGCUGCAAGGAAUUGUUUAGUCGGAGACAAUAAAUUAGUCAAAGUGGCCGAUUUUGGUCUUGCAAGGUUAAUGCGUGAUGAUACUUACACUGCUCAUGCUGGUGCCAAAUUCCCAAUAAAAUGGACCGCUCCUGAAGGAUUAGCAUAUAAUAAGUUCAGCACGAAAUCGGAUGUAUGGGCUUUUGGCGUUCUUCUAUGGGAAAUUGCUACAUACGGAAUGUCCCCAUAUCCAGGCAUUGAUUUGACAGACGUUUUUCAUAAACUUGAAAUGGGUUACAGGAUGGAGAGGCCACCUGGUUGUCCACCAGAAGUAUAUGAACUCAUGCGUAAUUGUUGGCAAUGGAAUGCCCAAGAUAGACCGACUUUUAAAAGUAUACAUCACGAUUUAGAGCAUAUGUUUCAGGAAUCUUCCAUCACGGAGGCUGUUGAGAAACAAUUAAAUGCAUCACAAUGUACAUUGACUCCUCAAAUGGGUAAAAAAGCACAGAUGAGUUCGCAUCCAAUCGCGCAUGAUCAAUCGACUGUUAGCUUACAAGAAUCCGGAUCCUCUACAAGAUUGUCUACGUUCUCAACUCAAGGAAAAGGUAACGUGCAGAUGCGGCGAACAACCAACAAACAGGGAAAACAAGCACCGGCACCACCGAAAAGGACAAGCCUUCUUUCAACUAGCCGGGAUUCAACUUAUCGGGAUGACGACACACGUAACAUCGAUGAACAAAAUACUAAUGAUUUUCAUUUUGUCAAUAGAACUGAUUCAGAAAAUGGAACUGCAGACUUACAAUCGAGUUUAGAUAUGGAAUUUAAUCACAACAAACAACAGCCGGGUAACGAGCGGCAAAAAACGCAACAUAGCUCCUUUAAGCGACCAACACCUGUGAUGGGAAAUAGAGGCUUAGAAACUAGAAAUAGUAAGAGAUCACCACACCCAUCGAAAUCAAUAGAACAUCGUCAGCACACAUCUACAGUACAACAAAUGACCGUGGGCGCUUUAGAGGUUAUGAAUGUGAAGCGUGCUAUAAAUAGAUAUGGAACUUUACCGAAAGUCGCUCGCAUCGGAGCCUAUUUAGAAAGCCUCGAGCAAAAUGAUAUAGAUUCAAACCAAGCAAGUAAUUCCCUUAAUCAAGAAACUGUACCGCCUCCGCCCCCUCCACCAAUUUUGGCAGACGCAAAUGGUAUUUUGUCAAGGAAUCACAGUGGUUAUAAAACUCAGCCACAAAUGAUCAGAAGCAAUUCUUCUAGUGGUGUAACAAUGGCUAAUAAUGCAACUGCAAGUCUGAAUAAACUUCAGCGACAUAGAACUACCGCAGAUGGCACAAUGAUAACUUUUUCAUCAUUCCGUGCUACCAGCAAUAGUCCAAAACGUUCUCAGCAGCCAACAUUAGCAGAUCUCGAAUUUCCUCCUCCGCCAUUAGACUUGCCGCCUCCACCAGAAGACUUUGAAUAUAAACCAGACGCCGAUCAGUAUUCUGACAAGAGCAUGCUACCUGCUUCAUCGACGACUUUUCCACCGCCUACUCCUGUGAAUGACGUCUCAAACACGGCUCCCAGCGUUGAAGAGGCAAGCUCGAGAUUUGGUGUAAGCCUUAAGAAAAGAGAACCAUCGACGGAUUCUUGCAGCUCACUUGGGACUCCGCCAGAAAGCUGUGAUCCUAACAAGCUAGAAAUGAAAUUAAUGGCUGAAAUAAAAGAACGAACAGAGCAGAAGAGGGAAAAUACUAAAACUAUCAGCGAUGCGAAUAAAGAACAUGAUAAUUCUGUGGAUCCAGUGUCGCAGUUAGUUUCAGAAUUGGCGGAAAGUAUGAAUUUAUCAAAACAAGAGAAAGACAGCAGGAAGUGUCAAUCCGCCAUGGCAAACAAUUCGAGUUUGAAUUCGGCUUUGGUGCAAAACACAGCGUCCUUCAAAGCUCAAUUGAAAAAAGUUGAACCGAAGAAGUUUUCACAUUCUCAAAAUGAAUUCAAUGCAAUAAUUGAUUUUAAAUCACGUCUGCGUAAAGUUGAUAACAAUCAUGAGUCGCAACAAGAAAGCGAUGAUAUGAGUAACCGCUCUUGUGAUAAAGACAACCAAUGCUAUAAUAAAAAGCAAAAUGAAUGUUCAGAUAACAAGCGUAAGGCACAGUUGCCUCAAAAAGAAUUGAAAAAGACUGAAAUAAAAAUUGAUAUAAUUCAGACGCAGGAAAAAAGCCGUGAAAAUAUAGCGGGCAGUUCUCUUAAGAUUGAUUCGAGCGAAGAAGAUAAUAAACGCCGGAGUACAGGGAGCAUAAGCAGUUUGAAAAAGCUAUGGGAAGCAAAAGAAGUUCCCGCGGAGUCGCAAUCUCAACUAUCACCGAAGCUUGGGUUGAAAAGUAAUAAUAGCAAGACGGUAAGCAUCAGUGAAGACGGUAGCGAAGUGAAUACAAUACUAGAUGAAUGUCAAAGCAGUAACAAGAAGCCUGCAAUUCCUUUGAAACCCACGAAACUUACUAUCUAUGCAACUCCAAUGACUCAAAAAAUUACUCAGAAUUCUGACGCUAAUGUGAACUCUAAUCAAAAUUCCAUAUCGCAAACAACGACAAACUUAUCUGGUUCGACACCGCCAAGCAAUCGUGAAGGCAUUUUAGAGUUAGUAUCGCUUUUAGAGAUAAACUUAAAAAUACCUAUAAAUUCAAUUACGGCUUCACAGUGGCUUCAAUUAAGUGAUCGGUUAAAUAUUUUGCAAAACUCUUGUGUUGUCUUUGCGGAAAAUGAAUCAAUGCCUCCUCAUCUGAAAUUCCACUUCAGAGAGUUGAUAAAUAGGGUCGAAACCCAGUCACGAUCAUUACGUUCUGCCGGAAAUAAAAACGUCCAAGACAACGAACGAUUGGUUUCAGAAAUAAACCAGUCGUUAAAGCAAAUAUCAAAUGCUUUGCACAGAUAAAUUGGCAGUAUUCUCUUAUUAACGAAGUUCAGUUUUCAGUGGAGUACACCUUAUUUGAUGAUCGUUGUACGAUUUUCAAUCUAGUCAAAACCUUAGAACAGGUUCUAUAAGAUGAACGAUUGCAGCCAGUUACAGCGAUAAUUACAACGGGUAAAUUUUCCAUAUGUCUUUUGAAGUUUUAUUAGGCAAACGACUAGAAGGAACUCAGGAGGUUUUGGAAAGGAUAUUUUUAAUACCGUGUAGUAGUUUUGGACCCGAUUGCUUGGUAUGCAAAGGCAAUUUACUACUAUGUUUUUCUGUUCCCUUAACUAAGCUGUGAUACUCGUAAAAAAUGUUGGUUUUGAUCUCUCUAAAUUUGAUUUUUUUUCUACUUACGUUCAUCGGGCCCAUCACAAAAUGCUAUCCAAAUAAGAAACAAAUAGUUGCACACUUGAAGUUCUAAUUGAAAAAAUGUAAAGUAAUGUACACGGUGAGAGGGAAUAUAUCUUUAUUGUACAAGAAAUACAUUUUUGAUAACUAUGGGGUCUAUGGGUUUGUACGCUGCUGAUGUGGGGUAUCAUGAUUACCAGAUUUAUGUUGCAUCGUUUUUUUGCCUUCGGGAAAAAGUUCAAGGUAAAAUGGUAAGAAUUGGAUUAUCAUUCCUCUGUUGAAGUUUUACCGUUGAUUGAUAUUUACGCAGUUAUUUUUCAAUGACACCUUUUAUAUAUUUUACAAUCUUUGAGUCUAGAGUGUCAUCAUUAUCCCGCAGAAAGUUAGCUUCUGAGUCUCUGGGUUUACCAUAAUGUUUUCGAAACAAACUGCCAUUUCAUUGAACUACCUAGAGAGAAGUGGUCAAUAAGUGCAUAUCAAAUGAUAUAGGCAUUUCGAAGAGUUAUUUUUCCAAGAGCGCACCCAAUUUUAACUUAAAGUGUGAUUCACUUAUCUGUUCAAAUAUAUUUAUUUAUUUACAAGGAAUAGAAAUCUCAAAAUAUAGCGUGACUCUUGAUAGAAUGAGAGACAAAAUAAGAUAUAAAGUGUAUUCAGCUGAAAUAUCGAUGUCGUCGUAAAGAUAGUUUAAGACAUUCCAUUAGGAUUUUAUCUUCGGUUUAACUAUGGGGCGAGUCAUAUGCCCUGCUUAUUAAUUUAAAUGACUGAGCUUUAAACUAUACUUGAGGUGAAGACAUACGACAGUUGCUUCGAAAUCUGUUUUAGACCAAACAGUAUUAGGGCAUCCUAAGCUGAUGCCAAAUUAUGAUAUGAUCACUAUUAAUCCCCUGAUUAAAUUAUGGCACUCGGUUGCUUAGUUCUUAAUAAGCUUCGUAUUGAAAACCUAUCUCUAUUAUUCUUCCCUCCAAGUCACCAUCCUAUAAUAAAUAGGUUAGUCAUUCAUCCCGAGAUUGUUUUUAAAAAUGACAAGGACAAAUUUGAUACAUAUCAUUGAAGAUUUCAGUAUUACCUGGUUUUAUGAUAGUUUCUUAUCGGACUUAUUUAAGUUCCUGUUGAAAUUUAUAUUUGAAAAUGGUUUAUUUUUACUUAUUUGACCGCGAGCUUACCUUACCAUCCUAGAAGUGCAUGCAAAAGCAGCGGUCAAACUUUAGCAUUCAAAAUUUAUUCUUACCAUUUGAGAUUUUUCAUAGAACAUGUUUGCAUAGAACAAAUUUGAUGCAACAAUUGAAACAUUUAUUUUUCAGUUGAUCGAAAUACUCUUUUCAGCUAGAAAUAGAACGUGAUUCUAUCUAAUGGCAUAUUACUGUCAUAAGGAAAUAUCAGAUUUGUAGAUUCCAAAGUCUCCACUCAGCAGGUACUUCCCCAGAUUUAUAAAUACCUAAGAUGUUUUGUGUAACGGUCGAUGAUUAAUGGGCAUACAUCGUACCUUUUGUUUCCAAAUACACUUUCCUGAAUAAAAAUUCUCGGAGCUGGUGAAUCCCUUAGCACACUGAAGUCUGGAAUUGUGAGCAAUAAACAUAAGCGAUCAUUAACAGCAGUUAUUUUUUACAAACACUUUACUGCAUUUUGCAGUGUUCAUUGUUCAAAGGGAAAGAGUCAGAUUUUUAAUAUUGUCGAUCUCACAUUAUUACUUGAAGCAUGAUUAUGUAAUUGCAUGUGUUCCAACAAACUAUCGAAAAUUCAUUCCUUUUUCUUGUGAUUUGUAACCCGAUGAAAUUCAGAAAAUUUUGAAAUUUGCUCAAUUGAAAAUAGCUUUUACUUAACUUUAUGCAAAGUCAUAAAUGGCAUGGGCAUCUCAACGAAGCAAUGGCUAUAAAUGCAAUCGCAAUAUCAUACUAGAGUUUCCGAAGAUUUUUGUAAAACAGUCUGCGAAUAAAUUUACCUUUGUUUCUUAACUAUAUUUAUGAGGGAUAGUUAAGAUGAUGUUUCAGAAGCUAGUCGCCAUUGUAAUAAGAAGUAUUUGCAAGUUUGGCAUUAUCUACAACUGCCUAGUACAUGAUAUACCCGGACAACUAGAACCCUCGUAUCGAAGUUAAAUAUUAAAGUAAAAAACUGCAAUAGCCCGUAAUCUUCAUAAUAUAUCUUAGUCAUAAUUACAUAUAUGUCUAAUCGCUUCGUAAUUGUAAAAAGAUUAAAAAGUGGAAAACUUUCAUACCCAAAGAUAUUAUAUGAUAGUAAUUGAUUGCAAACUCACUACUAUAUUCUACUCAUUAAAGUAAAAAAUUAGGCUUGCUCUUUUUUGUAUGGAUAUAAAAAGAAGACACUCAAAUAUUUAUUCUAAAGUAUUUAAAGUACGAUAAGCAACGAUGUUUUUUACUAUCAAUAAAUAUAAAGAGAAAAUAAUUUC